UAUCUGUUACUUUCUCUGAUCUCUAUCUUCUCCCCACCAAAACCCUAGUCGCCUAAACCCUCUCAGCCAGCCCUUUGUAAAGCAUUUCUCAGUGACCGUCGAUAUAUUGCACAUGAAAAGCUACAUGUAUGUUCAGAUUGCCACUAACCUGCAAAGGUAGGCAUCUUUCCGAAUUUCGGCCAUUGAUUCAAGCCCGUUGGUCUUUCUUUCCAGCAGCCACAACUUCUCUGCAAUUCACAUCAGAUGGCUUCAAAAAUGAGAACAAAGACAUUGAUCUCAAUCUCUUAUUCUUAUCCUGCACAAAAGUGCACCUUGCAAAGCGCCUUCAUGCCCUUCUUGUGGUCUCAGGGAAAGUUCAAGACGUCUUACUCUCCACCAGGCUUGUCAAUCUUUAUGCCAACCUUGGUGAUGUCUCAUUUGCUCGCUACACUUUUAAUCAGAUUCACAAAAAGAAUAUUUUUACCUGGAAUUCAAUGUUAUCUGCAUAUGCUCGCACUGGACGUUUCCGUGAAGUUGUGAAUUGUUUUUAUCAGUUUUUGUUGACCUCUGGUCUUCGACCUGAUUCCUACACUUUUCCGCCUGUGUUAAAAGCUUGUGGAAAUCUAGUUGAUGGGAAGAAGAUGCAUUGCUGGGUUCUAAAGCUGGGCUUUGAGUGGGAUGUCUUUGUGGCUGCUUCUUUGGUUCAUAUGUAUUCCCGGUUCGGCUUCUUAUGUGUUGCACGUAAAUUGUUCAAUAAUAUGCCGGUUCGAGAUAUGGGCUCUUGGAAUGCAAUGAUUUCUGGGUUUUGUCAAAAUGGAAAUGCUGCAGAGGCAUUGGACCUCUUGGAUGAGAUGAGAUUGGAGGGGGUAAAGAUGGAUCGAGUAACUGUCUCAAGUCUACUUCCUGUUUGUGCACUAUCAGGUGAUAUGUUAAUUGGGAUGCUGAUUCAUUUAUAUGUCAUAAAGCAUGGACUGGAAUUCGAUGUGUUUGUGUCCAAUGCCUUGAUUAACAUGUAUGCCAAAUUUGGUCGCUUGGGGCAUGCACAAAGGAUUUUUGAUGAGAUGGAGGUGAGAGAUUUGGUUUCAUGGAACUCAAUAAUUGCUGCCUGUGAGCAGAAUGAUGAUCCAAUUUCUGCACUUGGACUUUUUAAUAAGAUGCAUUUAACAGGGAUUCAGCCUGAUUUGCUGACAGGAGUGAGUUUGGCUUCUAUUUUUGCUCAAUUAUGUGAUCGUCAAAAUAGUAGGUCUGUUCAUGGAUUCAUUGUCAGGAGAGGUUGGCUUAUGGAAGAUGUUGUCAUUGGAAAUGCAGUUGUGGACAUGUAUGCGAAAUUAGGUGCUAUAGAUUCUGCUCGUACAGUUUUUGAAGGACUUCCUGUCAAAGAUGUGAUCUCAUGGAAUACUUUAAUCACAGGUUAUGCUCAAAAUGGUCUUGCAAGUGAGGCAAUUGAAGUGUACAGUAUGAUGGAGGAGCACAAAGAGAUAAUUCCUAACCAAGGGACUUGGGUAAGCAUUCUACCAGCAUAUUCCCAUGUAGGAGCCUUACAACAAGGAAUGAGAAUUCAUGGGCGGGUGAUUAAGAACUGUCUCUACUUGGAUGUCUUCGUUGGUACCUGCCUCAUUGACUUGUAUGGAAAAUGUGGGAGAUUAGAUGAUGCAAUGUCCUUAUUCUAUCAAGUGCCCAGGAAGAGUUCGGUUUCUUGGAAUGCCGUAAUAUCCUGCCAUGGAAUUCAUGGGCAUGGCGAGAAAGCUCUGAAGCUAUUUAAUGAAAUGGUAGAUGAGGGGGUGAAGCCAGAUCAUGUAACCUUUGUAUCUUUACUGUCAGCUUGUAGCCAUUCAGGUUUGGUUGAUGAGGGUCAACUGUGCUUUCAUGUGAUGCAAGACGAAUAUGGGAUCAAGCCUCGUUUGAAGCACUAUGGCUGCAUGGUAGAUUUGCUUGGUCGAGCUGGACGUCUAGAAAUGGCUUACAAUUUUAUAAAAAAUAUGCCUAUACAGCCUGAUGCUUCUGUCUGGGGCGCUCUUCUUGGUGCUUGUAGAAUACAUGGAAAUUUUGACCUAGGUUCAUUUGCUUCAGAUCGCUUGUUUGAGGUUGAUUCGGAGAAUGUUGGCUACUAUGUUUUGUUAUCCAAUAUUUAUGCAAAUAUUGGGAAAUGGGAGGGAGUGGAUAAAGUGAGAUCAUUGGCCAGAGAUAGGGGAUUAAAGAAGACACCUGGGUGGAGCUCAAUCGAAGUGAACAAUAAAGUCGAUGUCUUCUAUACUGGAAACCAAACCCAUCCAAAAUGUGACGAAAUAUACAAGGAGCUGAAGGUUCUGACUGAAAAAAUGAAGAGCCUUGGUUAUGUUCCCGACAAUAGCUUUGUGUUGCAGGAUGUUGAGGAUGAUGAGAAGGAGCAUAUCCUCAUAAGUCAUAGUGAGAGACUGGCAAUUGUGUUCGGAAUCAUUAGCACCCCUCCCAAAAGCACCAUUCGGAUUUUCAAGAACUUGCGGGUUUGUGGUGACUGCCACGAGGCAACAAAAUUCAUAUCUAGGAUUACUGAGAGAGAGAUCAUCGUGAGGGAUUCGAACCGUUUCCAUCACUUCAAGGAUGGAAUUUGCUCUUGUGGCAAUUAUUGGUGACAUGAAAAAUUCGAUUCUUGGGAUUCAAACACUUCACACUUGGAUGAAGACUGGCCUUAUGUGUAAGCAGAACUUACAAAGGUUUUGAUUUUCAGAGGAUGUUGUGCCAUAGGAAGAAAGCCUGUAAGUGUUCAUUAUAUUCUUUUGUAACUUGCUGUGGUAAGACAGUAGUCACUUUUUUCCUUAUCUUUCACAUUUGUAUUUUCAUCAUCUAAGAAUGUCUGCAUAAGCCCCCAUAUGCUCAGGGAAGCAAGCUGGGAGUGCCACAUUAGUAACCCAA
Molecule: messenger RNA, 2871 nt
Organism: Corylus avellana
Lineage: Eukaryota; Viridiplantae; Streptophyta; Magnoliopsida; Fagales; Betulaceae
Product: Tetratricopeptide repeat (TPR)-like superfamily protein
Biological process (GO): RNA modification
Molecular function (GO): zinc ion binding; protein binding; RNA binding
Source: RefSeq, a predicted model, not a curated record